AACAAACAGAUUGUCAAAGAUCUCCGUCAACGUUUGGAUAUAUGUACAUAUGUACACAUAGCUGCAGCUUUGAAAGAAUAAACUAUUGUUCUUACGUAAUGACGCCACUGCUCACCAAAAUUGGUCGGUUGGCCCGACGACUGCAAUUCCAAGCCUGCCGCGCAUCCCACACUGAACGUAAAGUGGAGGUGCAUGGAAUCGAUUUAAACAUUGUGGAAAGCGGCAACGGACCCCAUAGUCUUUUACUCAUGCCUGGUGCACUUGGCUCUGCCUGGACGGACUUCAAGCCACAAAUCGAACAGCUGCCGGCACUGCUGCCCGAUCACACAAUUAUUGCUUGGGACCCACCGGGCUAUGGAAAGUCUGUGCCACCGAAGCGCAAAUUUGGGCUUGACUUCUUUCGCGAGGACGCACAAGCGGCCGUUGAGCUGAUGCGCACACUCAAUAGGCCAAAAUUCUCCAUUCUUGGUUGGAGCGACGGCGGUAUAACUGCGCUCAUUAUGGCCGGUCGAAACGCUGAUGCUGUCGAGAAGCUGGCGAUUUGGGGUGCUGGUGCAUAUUUGAACGAGGCAGAGGUGAAGAUGCUGCGCGACAUACGCGAUGUAGAGAAAUGGUCACCACGCAUGCGCGCUCCCAUGGAGCAGGUGUACGGUCCCGAGCGAUUCGCUCAGCUCUGGGGAGAAUGGGUGGAUGCCGCUUGCGAUAUCUAUAAGCUGUGUGACGGCGACUUUUGUCAGCAGGAAGUGACACAGUUACGUGCACCCAUUUUCAUUCUACAUGGCAAGAAGGAUCCCAUGAUAGCAGCCGAGCAUGUGCCUUGGUUGCGGAAACAGCUACCACAGGCGAAAUACCACGAAUUUCCCGAAGGUAAGCAUAAUAUUCAUUUACGUUAUGCAGAGGAUUUCAACAAACUGGUGGCCGAAUUCUUCAGAUCCAAUUAGAAAGCAUGUGAUAUUUUAGAAUCGAAUAAAGAUAUAUAUAGCAAUUUAACUACA
Messenger RNA from Scaptodrosophila lebanonensis, 995 nucleotides. Its product is annotated as valacyclovir hydrolase. The transcript has a single exon. The record is from RefSeq and is a predicted model, not a curated record. NCBI's taxonomy places the organism in Eukaryota, Metazoa, Arthropoda, Insecta, Diptera, Drosophilidae. Bases 42 to 941 code for a protein of 299 amino acids.